Chanos chanos (milkfish) is the source of this 2797-nucleotide messenger RNA. RefSeq names its product c-Maf inducing protein (gene cmip). The record is from RefSeq and is a predicted model, not a curated record. Bases 25 to 2412 code for a protein of 795 amino acids. Gene Ontology annotation, cellular component: cytosol; nucleoplasm. Lineage: Eukaryota; Metazoa; Chordata; Actinopteri; Gonorynchiformes; Chanidae. The transcript has 21 exons.
UGUUAUUGCUGUAAAAGGUGAAACAUGGAUUUAAACGGGAGCGGUGGCGGUAAUGAUCACCACAAUAAUCAAUUCUACCCGUCCGAGGAGAGCAAACCUUUGCUGGAAGAGAUCUCUGCGCCGACGCCGGAGGGUAAUAAUAAUUGUAAACUGGGCGCCGGGCCGUGUCGGAGAACCCUGCUUCACUGCAGCAGCGGGAUGCGAUACAAGCUGCUUCAGGAGGGAGACAUCCAGGUGUGCGUUGUGAAGCACCCACGAACCUUCCUCAGUAAAAUACUCACCUCCAAAUUUUUACGGAGAUGGGAACCACACCACCUCACCUUGACUGACAGCAGUCUUGUCUCUGCAACGCCCACAGGAUACAUGGAGACAGCUCUGUCCUACAGCAGUAUAGAGGACCUGCAGUUGUUGUCCUGGGACAAUGCCCCCAAAUACUGUGUUCAGCUCAGCUUUCCUGGUGGGACUGUUCUACUUCAGGCAGCAAACAGCUACCUGCGGGACCAGUGGUUUCACUCUCUACAGUGGAAGAAAAAGAUCUACAAGUACCGCAAGGUUCUGAACAACCCCAGCCGCUGGGACGUGGUUCUGAAGGAGAUCCGCUCUCUGGUGGACAUGGCAUUGACCUCCCCUCUGCAGGACGACUCCAUCCACCAGGCUCCUCUCCAUAUCAUCUCCACCCUGCUGGCUGAGAACACUAACCUCAGCACUCAGGACCAUGAGAACAUCAUUGUGGCAAUCGCUCCUCUUCUGGAGAACAACCACCCCUCACCUGACCUGUGUGAAUUCUUCUGCAAGCAUUGUCGAGAACGCCCGCGGUCAAUGGUGGUUAUUGAAGUGUUCACACCUGUGGUUCAGAGAAUUCUCAAACACAACAUGGACUUUGGGAAGUGCCCCAGACUGCGUCUCUUCACUCAGGAGUAUAUUUUGGCUCUGAAUGAGCUCAAUGCUGGUAUGGAAGUGGUCAAGAAGUUCAUUCAUAGCAUGCAUGGGCCCACAGGACAGUGUCCCCACCCACGGGUUCUCCCUAACCUGGUGGCUGUGUGUCUGGCGGCCAUCUACUCCUGCUACGAGGAGUUCAUCAACAGUCGAGAUAACUCCCCCAGUCUAAAGGAGAUCAGGAAUGGCUGCCAGCCACAGAACGAGCGUAAACCACCCAUGCCCCUCCGACUGCUCCGUCCAGAACCUCCCACACCACCCCCCUCGGCCACCCUGUCGCCCAGCACUGCCCUCUCCCCUCCCCCCACGCUGCCUCUCUCCCCUCCCCCCUCCAUCGUCAACUCCAGCGAGAUCCUGGUGGAGCUGGAGAGGAACAACAACAACACUGCCAACACGCUGAGGAAGGCUCCAGCAGGGGGCGACAGCGAGCCCAACCUCAUUGACUGCCUGCUGGUUAGCCCCGCCCUAAACGCCCUGUCCAUUCAGCUGCCUGCCCAGGCCGACCGAGUCCUGGGCUGUUUCGCCCUCAUCCUCAAGAUGCUGUCUGACUAUGAUGACUGGAGACCAGCACUGGCCAGCCUACUGCAGCCCAUCCCCUUCCCUAAAGAGGCUCUUGCACACGCCAAAUUCACAAAGGAGUUGAAGUAUGUCAUUCAGAGGUUUGCCGAAGACCCCAGACAGGAAGUACACUCCUGCCUUCUGAGUGUGCGAUCAGGGAAAGAUGGCUGGUUCCAGCUGUACAGCCCGGGUGGCGUUGCGUGUGACGAUGAUGGAGAGCUCUUUGCCAGCAUGGUUCACAUCCUGAUGGGCUCCUGCUAUAAGACUAAGAAAUUCCUCCUGUCUCUCGCUGAGAACAAACUGGGGCCCUGUAUGCUCCUCGCACUGCGUGGCAACCAGACCAUGGUGGAGAUUCUGUGCCUGAUGCUGGAGUAUAAUAUCAUAGAGAAUAAGGACACUCAACUGCAGAUCAUCUCCACACUGGAGAGCACCCAGGUCGGCCUGCGUAUGUACGAACAGCUGUGUGACCGUCAGAGAGAGCUCAAAGAACUGCAAAGAAAAGGGGGUCCCACUCGACUCACACUGCCCUCUAAAUCCACGGAUGCUGACUUGGCUCGUCUGCUGAGUUCUGGUUCCUUUGGGAACUUGGAGAACCUGAGUCUGGCCUUCACAAACGUCACCAGUGCCUGUGCAGAACAGCUCAUCAAACUGCCCUCUCUCAAACAGCUCAACCUGUGGUCCACUCAGUUUGGAGAUGCAGGACUACGGCUGCUGUCAGAGCACUUGGCCUGUCUACAGGUCCUCAACCUGUGUGAGACGCCCGUCACAGACGCGGGUCUUCUGUCCCUCAGCUCUAUGAAGAGUCUGUGUAGUUUAAAUAUGAACAGCACUAAACUCACCGCAGACACGUAUGAAGACCUGAAGGCCAAACUGCCCAAUCUGAAGGAGGUGGAUGUUCGUUACACAGAGGCAUGGUGAACAUUGUCCACGCUGUUUUUCAACGUGAGGAACCUCUGACAUCAUAUUGGAGGAUUCCGUGACAUCAUCAGAACACGUGUAGAAUUUUUGACAUCAUCAUUUCAAAUCUUUGACGUCUGCAUACGUCCGGCCUUUUCCACAUCAUCCCAGUCUGCGGACGAGGACUGUCUCGUAUAGGAACGUCAUUUAAACACGAGGACUUCUCCUUGUCAUCUCCGAAAAUGCGGAGGAGGAGGAGCGGUCUAGUGACAUCACUCAUGUGGGAGGACCUUCUUUGUAGUGACAUUAAAAUGCAGGAACCUUUCUAGUGACAUAACCAUGAAGGCAAGGAGCCAUUCUCUAAUGACCUUAUUUCACAAGGAUUCUCUUUGUCUCCCUCUCUCUC